Molecule: messenger RNA, 847 nt
Organism: Saccostrea cuccullata (small rock oyster)
Lineage: Eukaryota; Metazoa; Mollusca; Bivalvia; Ostreida; Ostreidae
Product: translocon-associated protein subunit gamma-like
Exons: 5
Coding region: 32-592 (186 amino acids)
Biological process (GO): SRP-dependent cotranslational protein targeting to membrane
Cellular component (GO): membrane; endoplasmic reticulum
Source: RefSeq, a predicted model, not a curated record
CACGUCUCCAGUUUUCACUUACACGUCAGUCAUGGCUAGCAAGAAAGAAAAGGCCCAGAAAUCAUUAACCAAAGAAGAAGAACUACUUCUCCAGGAUUUCAGUCGUAAUGUGUCUACGAAAUCAUCUGCUCUAUUCUAUGGCAAUGCUCUGAUCGUCUCAGCUAUACCCAUAUGGCUGUUUUGGAGGAUACACCAGAUGGACCUAUAUCAGUCUGGGAUUCUCUUUGCUGUAGGAACACUUGUCAGUACUUACCUUGUGGCCUAUGCUUACAAGAAUGUCAAAUUUGUCCUCAAGCACAAAAUUGCUCUCAAAAGAGAAGAGGCAGUUACUAGAGAGAUGACCAAAAAGUUUGCUGAUGACAAGAAAAUGACAAGAAAGGAGAGAGAUGAAAGGAUCCUGUGGAAGAAGAACGAGGUUGCGGACUAUGAGGCCACCACUUUCUCCAUCUUCUACAACAACGCCUUCUACCUGGUUCUCCUCAUCCUCUGCUCCUUCUACGUCCUCAAGAACUUCGGACCCAUGUUUAACUACCUGAUGUCUGUUGGGCUGGCUGCUGGUCUUCUAGCUCUGUUCUCCACAAGUAACAAAUGAAUUACCGCCCAAUUACAAGAGCAGCAGAUCGUCUUAGCAGGGGAAAAGAGAGCAGAAUACCUGACUAAUAAAAGCAGAGAAAAUCACAAAGACACCAUUAUCUACUUCUUUAAGAAAUAUCAGAUAUCAAUUUUGAAGAAUUUUUGUAUAUUUUUUAAAGACUUCUUAAAAUUGUGUUAUAAAACUUUUGGUAUAAAGCCAAAGAGAAGAAAAUUAUGCAUUUCAAUGUAGAAUUAAAUUAAUGUUAUAUUUUUA